Messenger RNA from Ascoidea rubescens DSM 1968, 662 nucleotides. RefSeq lists its product as uncharacterized. The transcript has a single exon. The record is from RefSeq and is a predicted model, not a curated record. Bases 241 to 579 code for a protein of 112 amino acids. NCBI's taxonomy places the organism in Eukaryota, Fungi, Ascomycota, Saccharomycetes, Ascoideales, Ascoideaceae.
GGCCGAUGCUACACAUCCAGGUGAGUCGACCACUUUGGUCCAAAAUGAACGAAAAGGAGUUCCCGAUGCAGCGUAUUCGAAGGCUUGUGUUGCUGCUUAGGAACUGACAAAUGUCGAGGAAGUGUGAAACAAGCAAACCUCCCACCAGCGAAAGCCCCAGGCCUGGUGUGGCCAGCGAGAGCCAGAAAUGUCCAGAGGAACCAAACAGGGGUGGGUCCCCGGACAGUGACAGCAACUUCCAUGGUUAUCCAACUACGACAAUUCCAAACAGCCUGUGUAAAAGCUUUAAGCUUCUCAUGGAUAAAAUCAGUGUUUUGGUGUUGUUUCCACCCUGAUAUUCAGAUUUACCAUUUAGCAUCCACUGCUCUGCUUCCUCAAGCUUAUUUUGCAACCUCCUUUCUCUUCGUUUCAAUAUUCAACAAUGUUCCCCAUGUUGCUUCUUCUUUUGACUUCCCAUCUUCUUUGGUCUUGUCUCCAAGUCUCACUUUUAAUAUAAAUAUUCCUCUUACCGCUUCUUUUUUUUUCUUUUCCAUUUUUUGUAAAACAAUUCAAAACCGGCGUUUUAUAAUUUAUAAUUAAUAAAUAAUAUUCCUAUAUACUAUUCUUAUAUAAUAUUAAUUAUUUACCUAUCCACCUAUCCACCUAUCACCCCUCUUCCUCUC